Molecule: messenger RNA, 2897 nt
Organism: Puntigrus tetrazona (Sumatra barb)
Lineage: Eukaryota; Metazoa; Chordata; Actinopteri; Cypriniformes; Cyprinidae
Product: protein-glutamine gamma-glutamyltransferase 5-like
Biological process (GO): peptide cross-linking
Molecular function (GO): protein-glutamine gamma-glutamyltransferase activity
Source: RefSeq, a predicted model, not a curated record
UGUACACUGACUUCACGUGAAUGCGGUCCGGUGACUUUAGCAGGAAGGGUGAGGCAGAUGGAUUCUGUAUAAAAACCCAGUAAACUGUGCAUCUGAAUCAAACAUCAAACCGCAACGCAGCUGCAUCAUGGACGAGUUCAAGGUUCGAAGCGUCGACCUGCAACAGAAGCAAAACCAGACGCGUCACAAGACCGAGGCUCUGAGCUCCAGCACUCUGGUCCUGAGGAGAGGACAGGUCUUCACGGUGACCAUCAGCUAUGAGGGACGACCGCUCGAUCCACUGAAGGACAAACUGAUCUUCCGUAUUGCUCUAGGUCCGAUCGCUGUGGACGUCCCGGUCUCUGUGUCCGGACAGCCGUCUCUGACUCAGUGGACCGCGGUCCUGGAGAGGAGCGUCCUGAACCCAGCUGGACCCCGCGCUCUUUCGGUCUCACUGUCCAGUCCUGCGUCUGCUGCCGUCGGCGUCUACACGCUGCAGAUGAGAGUCGAGUCUCGCUUGAAUGUGAAAACGCACUCGCUCGGCCAGUUCACGCUCCUCUGCAACCCCUGGUGCCAAGCUGAUUCUGUGUUUCUGCAGUCGGAGGAUCUGAGGACUGAAUAUGUCAAGAGUGAUAUUGGUCUGCUGUUUAAAGGCAGUCCUGGUAACAUGGUCUCCAGACCCUGGUCGUUUGAUCAGUAUGAAAAAGGGAUACUGGACAUCUGCAUGAAAUUGCUGCAGCUGAGUCCUCAAUAUCAAGCAGAUAUGAGAAAAGAUCUGCAGAACCGCAGCGAUCCGGUUUAUAUCGGCCGUGUGAUCUCAGCGAUGGUGAACUCUAACGAUGAUAAAGGGGUGCUGAUGGGAAACUGGUCAGGUGACUACAGCGGUGGGGUCAAUCCUUCAAAGUGGUCCGGCAGCGCAGAUAUUCUCAGGAAGUGGGCAGAAAUACAAUUCGAGCCUGUGAAAUACGGACAGUGCUGGGUGUUUGCUGCUGUCAUGUGUACAGUGAUGAGAGUCCUCGGCGUACCGACUCGAGUCGUCACCAACUUCAACUCGGCUCACGACACAAACUCAAACCUGGUGAUUGAGGAGUAUUACACUGAGAUGGGGGAAAAACUGUCCAUCGGCAGAGACAGCAUCUGGAACUUUCAUGUGUGGGUGGAGAGUUGGAUGAAGAGGCCUGAUCUGGGUCGAGGUUAUGACGGAUGGCAGGUUCUCGACCCCACGCCACAAGAGAGGAGCGGAGGAAUGUUCCGCUGUGGUCCUGCUGCGGUUAAAGCCAUUUAUGAAGAGGUGGAUGCGCAGUACGAUGUGCCGUUCGUUUACGCCGAAGUGAACGCGGAUGUGCACAGGAUGAUCGUCAGAGAUAGAAAGAUCCUCUCAACCAGGGUCGAUAAACGCAGCGUUGGAGCUCUGAUCUCCACCAAACGUCCAGGAUCCAUGAGCAUGCUGGACAUCACGUCUGAAUACAAAACUGAGCAGGAUGAAUUCAUAUCUCGUGCACCAAGCGCUCCUGGUGCAGCAAGAUACAGUCUUGAUUCUCGAGCUGGAGCUGCUGCGGAAAGAGAGGCCUCUAAGGGCCUCGCAGUCUCUCUCCAGCUUCUGAGAGCCCCUGUAGUCGGAGAAAACAUUUCGUUCAACAUCGUAAUCACUAACAACGGAGCCGCUCCGAAACAGCUGAAAAAACACGUGAACGCUCAGAACAAGGAGUACAACCGCAAUCCUACGGGAACCUUCUGGGAGGCUCACGAUGACGUGAAGAUCGGCCCGAAUGAAACUGUGAGUAUAAAGCACGAGAUCUCCUUCAAGGAGUACAUGCUGAAGGAGGCUGGGGAGGAUUCUCUGGUUAACCUGGCUGUGGUUAUCGAGGACGUGAAGUCUGAGGAGAGAGUGCUGGCUUCUGAAGAGUUCAACAUCCGCAGCCCUUCCCUCGACAUACAGAUUCAGAAUGAGUUAUCAGUCGUCAUCAACAAGCCUCAAGCGGCCGCGGUGACCUUCACGAACCCGUUCAAUGUCGCGGUGAGAGGAGAUCUGACCGCGUCCGGAUCAGGACUCUUGGAAGAGAAGACUCAAAUGAGGCUUACGAUCCAGCCUCGGGAAACCAUAAAGAAGUCUAUCAGUUUCACUCCCAGGAUGGCCGGAGCUAAGAUGCUUUCUGCUAGCUUAGUGUUGGAGAAUCCUCCCACCGUCCUGCACGGAUUCAAAACAAUCAAUGUUCAAGCAUCUUAAGAGUAAAACGUGAGCGUGCAUCCUCGUGAAGUGCUACACUAGGGUCGAAACGCAUUUAGAAAUGAUCGCUUUUUAAUUUUAAUGUCAUUAUAAAAAAUAAUUUCGCUCUUAAUUGUGUAUUCGCUUUUUUUUUUAGCCACGAGCCUGAAAAUAAAGUAUAUUUCUUAACAUUUCCGUGCAUUCUUCUCGCUUGUGAUCAGUUCGCAUGCAUUUUCCAGCAGAGGGCAGGCUAGUUAAGACAGUCACUGCAAAUAUUUCUAAUACUGACAUGCUGAAAGGUACUCAACACAUUGCUAGGAUUUUAGAAAAAGGGAAAGACACAGACUUGGCAACACUGGCAGUAAAUUACUGUCACCAUGAAAAACAUGAAAUGUUUUUGCUGAAACAAAUGAGCAAGAGAAUACAUUUAUUUUCCGUUUUAAUUAAUUUUGUCUCACCCCACUGUGAGUGUAUGUGUAUAUAUAUAUAUAUAUAUAUUUUUAAUCAAAUUAUUUAAAAUAUAGCUUAUAUAUAUUAUCAAUAAUCAAAAUUGCCAUGAGAAUGCAGCUCAACCUUUUAUUUCAUAGUUGACUGAAUGUUUCUGCUGUUUAUUGUGAUUUAUUGCAAAAAUUAUAUUAUGCGAUUAAUUUCAGAAUCAGAUUGGACAACAGAAUUUAUUUGUAAAUAUACACUAAUAAAUAUAUACUCUAUA